This is a messenger RNA of Musca vetustissima, 1443 nucleotides long. Its product is annotated as protein stum-like. NCBI's taxonomy places the organism in Eukaryota, Metazoa, Arthropoda, Insecta, Diptera, Muscidae. The coding region runs from base 1 to 1443 and encodes 480 amino acids. The transcript is spliced from 6 exons. The record is from RefSeq and is a predicted model, not a curated record. Gene Ontology annotation, biological process: taxis; sensory perception of mechanical stimulus; proprioception. Gene Ontology annotation, cellular component: sensory dendrite.
AUGAGAGCGCUGGUUGAGAAUGAGAAGCUGAAAGGGAAAUUGGAGGCGUAUGAAUGCAUGUUGGGUGCAGGUGUUCCUGGUGGGCCUACUACAGGGCCAGCUGCGUCCGUUGUAACUUCAGCUUCUGUUCCUGUGGCUGGUUCGUCGGUGCGACCUCCGGUAGUUAGUGCUCCGACGGUGGAAAUUUGGUCAGUGGUGGUGAGAGAUAAGAAGAGGGGCUCUGGAAGGGAGGUGGCGGAUGAAGUGGGACCCACGCUGAAAGUCCGAGUUCCCGAGGUGAAGGCUAUGAAAUCCGGUAGUCAGGAAUAUCUCGAAAAUAAAAACCUUGACCAGGACGGCGACGACACGCCCCGAGGCUGUUGCAGUUGCUGCGCUAAAUUCUGUAUGCCAUGUCGUCGGUCACGCUGCUCCCGCUGCUGUCAACGUAAACGCAAGAAUAAACAUGAUGAGGCCACACAGCCGGUACUUUCCGCUACAAGUAGUGCCACCACAACCAAUUUACAGUUAGUCGAUGAAAAGGACAGUGCGACGCCGAAAACUUCAUGUUGGCAAAAAUUAAAUUGCUGUCGAAGUUGUUGUAACAAGAAAUCCAAAGAUAGGGUGAUCGAAAGGAAACCAACCCCAGCGCCACCGAUACGGUCGUCUAUGGGACCACCCAAACAAAGUCGUUGUGGUCUAUGUUUGAGUAAAAUAUUCUGUUGUCGUUCGGUAAAUAAAAUCGAUCCGAAAACGGGCGAUGAGACUGAGGUGAAGAAAUGCUGUUUCUGUAUACCGUGUCGUAAGAAACGUCAACAUUCGGCGGCUGGCUCCAUGGCAGGAUCAACUGUGGCCUGGCAAGACCCGGAGGCGGGUAUAACGCCAACGGAUGCGGCGAUUUUGGAGGGUCAGGAUGUGAUCGAGAAACAGGGCUGUUGCAAACGCUUUUGCAACUUCUUGCUGUGCUGCCGCAAGAAAAAGGUAGCCGUCUCCGAUAGUCGAAGGCAAAGCAUUCGGGCUCCUCCACCAGAGGAUACCCGUCGUAAAUUACAUGUGGACCUGGUCGAGUAUACAUCGAAAAUGAAGGGAGCCAUACCCGUACUACCUCUUUGUUUGGCAUGGUUUUGUGCCAUAUGUAAUAUUCUGAUACCAGGAUUGGGGACCUUAUUAUCCGGCUUCUUCUGCGUUUGUGUUGGCAUACCUCGAUUUUCCCACUACGACAGUGCCAAGGCCCGCCUUGGCUCCCUGAUCAUCAACAUCAUUGUGGGUAUGGCCCAAUUCUUUUGUGUUCUCUUCUGUUUUGUCGGCUGGGGCUGGAGCAUAUGGUGGGGUACAAUAAUGCUGAAGUGUGCAAAGAAACUUAGCAAAAUACGCAAGGUGGAGCGCCUCGAAAUGGAGGAGGAAAAAAGACAGGCCGCUGCAGCUGCUGCCACUGCCGCGGCGGCUGCAGAGGGUACCAAAUCAUAA